CCUGUCUGCCCAUCUGUCUGUCUUUCGUUAAAUUUAUUUGUUUACCUGUAAAAGCUGUCAGUCUUUUUUCUAAACCGCACACUCACCCUCCCUACUGAGAGUACCAGUUAUGUCUCAGUUGCAGAAUACUCAGUGACGUAAAAUAUGACAGAAAAACAUUUGCAGACGUAAGGGCAGAGCUUCCCCUUCCCCUCAUUUACCGUACCCAAAAAAUUGAGCCAGCGGAGCCUUAGAACAGCCCACACCAGAUGCCACCACCUCGUGCAACAACACAUUCAAACAGAAACCUUAUCACUGGUGGGUUGUUGCUGUCUUGCGCACACACACACACACACACACACACACACACACACACACACACAUUGACAGGUUUCUCUUAGCUGCAAAAAGUGCGCCAUGCUGUUGACCUAUACAGCAGAGCUUGAAGAGGAAGGCAUGCUUGUGCAUCCGUCUGCUGUUUACAGAAGAGUGUGAAGCUGAGACGCUGCUGGAGCAUGUGGUGGUCACUCCUUGGUCUGACCUCCCCUUUUCAUCCAUGCUGAUCAUUUAGGGAGAAGACAGCAAAGCACAAGGUGUUGUGGGCGUCUGAGUGAAAAGAUGAAGAAUAAUUGAAUUGAAUUAUACCAACAGUGUCUGUGCUAGAGAGGGAAUGACUUUGAAUACGUCUGGAUCGGGGGAGGAGUCCUCCUCCUCACAAUGUGGCUACAAUAUGACCAGCUGGGAGCAGCGCAUGGACUCGAUGUACACCUACUUCUACCUGCUGCUUUUCAUUCCUGGGCUGCUGCUCAACACCACUGCCCUCUGGGUCCUCUGCAGACACAUUAGUAAGAAGACCAAGGCAGUGAUCUUCAUGAUAAACCUGGCAUUAGCCGACCUGGCCCACAUCCUCUCUCUGCCCCUCAGGAUCUAUUAUUACUUUGCUCAUACCUGGCCCUUUGGACACAACCUCUGCUUGUUCUGCUUUUACCUCAAAUACCUCAACAUGUACGCCGCUAUAGUGUUCCUGGUGUGUAUUAGUGUGCAGAGGUGUGUCUUCCUGCUCAACCCAUUCUCUGCUCGCCAGUGGAGGCGGCGUUACGACGUGCUGAUCAGUUUUAUAGUGUGGGUGGUAGUCAGUCUGGCCUGCUCACCUUUCAUUUUUAUGCGGAGCAGCAGCAGCAGCAGCAGUGCCACCACUGCUAGCGUGGGUACACAGAUCUUGAACAUGUCCUAUCCUUUGGAUGCCGCUUCUACCCAACAUCCCACCACUUACAUCAAGCUCUAUGUGUCGUCUUUGAGUACAAGCCCUCAGGUCUCCAGUCUCAGCUCUGCUAAAGCCGGCUGUUUUAAAGACUUGCCCAUGCGUCAUCUGUCCCCCUUUCUGGCAGUCACCAUGAUGGCUCUCGCUGAGUUGUUUGGCUUCCUGAUUCCUUUGACUUGCAUUUGUUACAGCUCCAUCCGCAUCGCCCGUUCCCUCCACCAGAGACAGACAGUGGAGGAUCAGAAGAACUCCACCACGCUCUCACGCUCUCGCACUCAGUCAGUCACGUCGGCAGAUAAUCACGAGAAGCACACAAACAGUGACAAGCGGCGUGCCCUGCAGAUGGUGCUGAGCUGCACUGCCCUCUUCUUGUUCUGCUUCGCCCCCUACCACCUCAACUUCCUGCUCUACCUGAUGGUGUCGCAGGACAUAAUAUCCGACUGCACCAUGAGUCUGGCAGUGCGUCAGUUCCACCCAGUGUCUCUGUGCAUGGCAAGCCUGAGCUGCUGCCUCAACCCUCUGCUCUAUUACUUUCUAACAGCUGAGUUCAGAUCGCACCUCACCAGACGCAGCUCCUCCUUCACCUCCACACUCCUCUCCUCUCCGGUCAGCUCCCCGUCCCAGCGUUCUGCACCGCACAGAAUGAUGAGCUUGAGGAGUAACUACUCAGACAGAGAAUAGCAUUAAUCAGAUUUGGUUGUUCCUCUGGAGAAACAGAUAGAUCUUGAUGAGCUUGAAAACAGACUUACAAGAUCCAAACUGGACAAUAAAAUGAUACCACACGUCUUUCAAUGUUACCGCUGUUAAGUACAACCUGAUCCAGCGAGCUUUGACUUCAAUGUGAAGAGCCUCCUAGAGGACACAUUUCAGAACAAACAGAUGAGCAACUGAAAUGGCGUCUGCCUUUUGUGUGUUUCACAGUGAAUGGGUACAGGAUAGGCUUACCUACAACGGGCUGUGUUUAUUUUCUGUAUCAUAUGUCUCAUGUUCUCAAACCACAGCCUUAGUAAAAAUGCAACAACUUUAAAUAAGCUACGACAUAAACUUUAAAGCUUUAUGUAAAAGUGUACGAAUGUGCUGCAAAUAAAAGU
Thunnus maccoyii (southern bluefin tuna) is the source of this 2331-nucleotide messenger RNA. It is a transcript of the gene p2ry10, whose product is annotated as P2Y receptor family member 10. Gene Ontology annotation, cellular component: membrane. The transcript is spliced from 4 exons. The record is from RefSeq and is a predicted model, not a curated record. Bases 650 to 1921 code for a protein of 423 amino acids. Lineage: Eukaryota; Metazoa; Chordata; Actinopteri; Scombriformes; Scombridae. Gene Ontology annotation, biological process: phospholipase C-activating G protein-coupled receptor signaling pathway; positive regulation of Rho protein signal transduction. Gene Ontology annotation, molecular function: G protein-coupled receptor activity.